Solanum tuberosum (potato) is the source of this 2509-nucleotide messenger RNA. RefSeq lists its product as uncharacterized. Lineage: Eukaryota; Viridiplantae; Streptophyta; Magnoliopsida; Solanales; Solanaceae. Bases 180 to 1916 code for a protein of 578 amino acids. The transcript is spliced from 9 exons. The record is from RefSeq and is a predicted model, not a curated record.
GGCGGUGGCAUGAGUACGUGUCCCAAUAUUCUAGAGCGAGGCACGCUCUCUCUUAGUAGAGAUCAAACACAAAUAUUUCUACGCAAGUCACGCAUAUUGUUCUUCCCAUUCCGCCCAGAUGAAAAAAUAGAUAAGCAAAUUAGCAAAUUGUGUUCCGUAAUUCCCUUGUAAUUUAGAAAAUGGUUUUGUUGAUUCAAUCGAAUAUUGCUCGUCGAUCGGCGAUACAAAUUGCCUCUGCUCUCCGUCAGUUCCACCGCACGAUUGAUCUUGUUUGUUGUGAGGGAGUGAGAGCGAGAGUGAGAUUUUUGUCGACCAUUGAUGAUGCUGCCGAAAAACAGAGUCAUGAGAAGGUGUCGAAUAAACCAUCAAUAUGCACCGCCGACGAGCUUCAUUAUGUCUCCCUUAGUACUUGUGAUUGGAGACUUGCUCUCUGGCGCUACCUUCCUCCUCCGCAGGCUCCAAGGAGAAAUCACCCGCUUCUUCUCUUGUCUGGCAUAGGGACUAAUGCUAUUGGAUAUGAUCUUUCGCCUCAGUCAUCAUUUGCUCGGUACAUGUGUAAUCAAGGAUUUGAUACGUGGAUUCUUGAAGUCCGUGGAACUGGGUUGAGCGUGCGGGAACCAGAUCCUAAAAACAUUGAGAAAUCUGCACACACAGCAUCUAAUGAGAUGGAAAAUGCUAAUGACAGAGGUCUUUCUGCAGCACAGCAGUCAACAAAGGUCCAGGGUGCCUCAGAAAAGGACCAUGCUGCCUUGGUCCAUGAAGAACCCACUGUGGUUUCAACAAUAUGGAAUGAGUCAAGACUGGUGACCAAACUUACAGAAACUUUUAUACGCUUGUCGGAGAGAGUCUCUGGCUUUGUCAGUGGACAUUGGUCGAAGAUUGUCUUUCCUAAACUUGUUCGUCGAAUAUUAAAACGAUUGGAGGAUUCUUUUCCUUACAAACGGGUCAACAGAAUAAGGAAGAAAUUGUUAAGUCUGCUAGAGAUGAAGGAGAACUCAGCUGUCAUUGAUAGCCAAGUUGGGGCACUGAGCAAGAAGCUAGUAAAUAUCUUUGAAGAAGGUCAUCGUUCUGUUUCAUCCCCAUUAUUUGAUCUACAACAACGGUUGACAACUACAGUAGGAGAUUUUCAGGAACAGCUUGACUUAAUCCUCAAGUAUGAUUGGGACUUUGAUACUUACCUGGAAGAGGAUGUCCCUGCUGCGAUGGAAUAUAUAAAGGCCCAAACUAGACCAAAGGACGGCAAACUACUCGCAAUUGGACAUUCUAUGGGAGGAAUAUUACUGUAUGCCAGGCUAUCACGGUGUGGUUUGGAAGGAAGAAAGCCUGGAUUAGCAGCUAUUGUUACUUUGGCUUCAUCACUUGAUUACACAUCAUCAAAGUCCGCACUCAAACUGCUUGUACCACUUGCUGAUCCUGCUCAGGUUCUCAAUGUUCCUGUCAUUCCUCUAGGGACAUUAGUGGCUGCUGCUUAUCCUCUAACAUCUCGCGCUCCUUAUGCCUUGGCUUGGCUUAAUGAAAUGAUAUCUGCCACAGACAUGAUGCAUCCAGACCAGAUGAAAAAACUUGUAGGGAGCAGCUUUUGUAAUAUUCCUGCUAAGCUUCUUUUGCAGAUGACUACGGCUUUUCAAGAGCGAGGGCUCCGUGAUAGAAGUGGUAAAAUCUUCUACAAGGAUCACCUUCACAAAAGUAGGGUACCUGUCUUAGCUCUUGCAGGAGAUCUAGACCAAAUCUGUCCCCCAGAAGCUGUAUAUGAAACAGUGAAGCUUAUCCCUGAGAACUUAGUGAAGUACAAAGUAUUUGGCGAUGCUGAUGGUCCACAUUAUGCUCAUUAUGACUUGGUGUGUGGACGCAUGGCUGCAGAGCGAUUGUAUCCUCGCAUAGUCAAAUUUUUAAGCCGAUAUGAUCGGACCAGCUAGGAGAUGGAUAUGCAUUGACAAUCAUGCUUCAGAUGCUGAGCUUCAUAUCAGUUGGCAUAUCAUUUACGCAUCUCAUGCUUGUUUAUCAUCACUACUCGUAUCCGAUGAUGCUAUAAACAAGUGAGAUUUAGCUAUACUACAUGAUUUUCUGAUCUCUUCAUUGCAGUGUGCAUCUGUCUGAGUAUCCAUUAUUGUAUUCUCUCUAUUUGCGUGGUGACACCUUAAUUUUAAUUAUGAACCUUCUCUUGUUUUAGGAGAAAUUGUGAAGACCCGAAAGCUGAGGGGAGAGCUCAUACACAGGAAGGAAUUUGGCAGAUGUGGUUUGUGUCAACCUUGUUUGUAAUAUCAUCCUCUUUGGCUGCUUUUCACCUGACUUUCGACAGGCGUUUGUAAGAACUGAACUCACAAACAUCUAAAUUAGCUUUGUUGGUUAGGUUUUGCUAAUACUAAAUUAGUAUAAGCAAUUGUGUUAGGCGUUUGUAAAAUAGAAGAAGCAAUUGUUUGAAAUAGAUUAUGUUAAUCAAUUGUGUUGGGCGUUUGUAAAUUAGAAUUUAAUGUGUUUGCUUAUACUAAUAUUUUCCAAUUUGAAUUCA